UGGCCAACUAAACAAGGCCUGAUAGUGACAUUGAACUAAGCGCCGAACACCAUACAGACAGCUAAACAACCACGUUCUUGAAAAAAAAAAUAGAAUAACUGCUCCAUUUUUGCAUGCUCUAUUUCAUUUUUCACUCGCACAUCUCCUGCACGUUUAAUUUGCUUUACCAUCAUUAACUUUGAGCACGUUUAGCUUAUUGCCCUUCUUCAGGCACAUGGUACGAGAAGGACACGUUCUUGCAGAUGCAAAUUAAAGUGAGUCUGUUUAAACCAAACUGACAGUAGAGACACUAAAAAUAGACUUCUCAAGGCUAGUAGCAUGGCCCUAUAAAAUCUUUGUCCCGCCAAUUCAGACUUCAGAACAAUCCAACAAGCAAGUCACCACCUUCUUAGCUUCUUCUAUUCCCAUUCCUAUUCAUCAAGCAAAACACUGUCCGAGGGCAGCAGUAAUCCAUCGAUCGAAACCAUGGGAUUCUUCCACAGGAAGACCUCAAAGCAGACCUCGAGGGUCAAGAAGCUCCUCAAGCUCGCCUUGUCGCGCCUCGGCGUCGCCCAGCGUCCCCGCCUUGCUCGCAAGUCGAUCUCUCGCGGUGAUGUCAGCCAACUCCUCGCGCUCGGCCACCUCCACCGUGCUCUCCUACGGGCAGAGCAGGUCAUAGAGGAGGACAGCAUGCUGCAGGCGUUCGACAUCAUCGAGCUCUACUGCAAGCGCCUCAUCGAUCAUGCCGCGAAAUUAGACAAACCACAGGAGUGCAGCGAGGACAUUAGAGAGGCGGCAGCCGGGAUCAUGUUUGCAGCCAGGUGGUGCGGCGACCUGCCGGAGCUGCUGCUCGCGCGCACCACCCUCGAAGAAAAGUUCGGCAGCGAUUUCGCUGUGAUUGCGAAGGAGGGAGCCGGAAUCGUCGAUCCCAUGCUUGUAUGGAAGUUGUCAGGCGACAAGACAAACAUGGAGCUGAAGAAGAAGGUGACCAAGAACAUUGCCGCCGAAAACGAUAUCCUGGUGGACUUCUCCGAGCUCUAGGAGGUAUUUGAGCAGGACGGCGCUGGAAAUGGUCCACACUGAUGAUAAUUCGACCAUGAAACGAUGUGACAAGAAGGCACGAAUGGAAGCUGAAAGUCCGAACACGUCCGUCUUUCCCACAAAGGACGAGUGCCUCUUAGCAUUGGAGUCCGGACUCCAGAGAGCAGCGAGGAGAAUGCAUUUGACAUUUCCAACUCUGCCGGAUCAAACAAUGGGCGGCUGAAACCAACGCUGGUGAACAGGAAGACUGACUUUCAGAAUGAAGACUAUGAGUUCAUGCAGCUCUUGGAAUGUAACAAUUUUUUAUAGCAACGGAUGGAUUGUGCAAGGAGCGAUCGAGGUUCGAAGAUGCGCAUAGCAUGGUUGUUGAUCCUUUUUUGCAUAAA
Molecule: messenger RNA, 1406 nt
Organism: Setaria italica (foxtail millet)
Lineage: Eukaryota; Viridiplantae; Streptophyta; Magnoliopsida; Poales; Poaceae
Exons: 4
Coding region: 466-1020 (184 amino acids)
Biological process (GO): protein transport
Source: RefSeq, a predicted model, not a curated record